Molecule: messenger RNA, 1091 nt
Organism: Dictyostelium purpureum
Lineage: Eukaryota; Evosea; Eumycetozoa; Dictyosteliales; Dictyosteliaceae
Exons: 3
Coding region: 239-1042 (267 amino acids)
Source: RefSeq, a predicted model, not a curated record
CAAAAAUUAACUACUUUAUUAAGAAUAAAACAUAAAUUAAUUAUUAUUAAAUUGAUUGAUAUAAAAGGCAUCAAUAAAUAAUUAUUUUUUAGUUAUCAAAAAAAAAAAUAAAUAAAAAAAAUAUUAUAAAAUUAAAUAAAAUAUAUAAAAAAGUUCUACAUAACAAAUAAAAUAAACAAUAAUUAUAACACUACAUAGUAAAACUACUCUAACUAUAAAAAAUAAUAAAUAAUAUAAAAUGGAUUCAAAGUGGUUUUUUAUUGUAUUAGUAGGAUUUUUAUUGGUUUUACCAAGUAUAGUUAACCCAUAUAGAAAAGGUGUAACUAUAACUAAUCAAGAACCAAAAUUAAACAUUUAUCAAUUAGACAAGAGUAAAAUAUUUUCAGGUGAUAAAAUAAAUUUUGCAUCUUUUUUAACAGAAUCCUAUUCAAAUAUUCUUUCACAUUCAAGCUCAAGUUCAUCAAGUAGUUCAUCAUCUUCUUCCUCAUCAAGCAGUUCAUCAUCUUCAUCAUCCUCAUCAAGCUCAUCAUCAUCUUCUUCCUCAAGUAGUAGCUCAAGUAGCUCAAGUAGCUCAAGCAGUAGCUCUUCAAGCAGCUCAAGCAGUAGCUCUUCAAGUAGUUCAAGCAGUAGCUCUUCAAGUAGCUCAAGUAGCUCAAGCAGCUCAAGCAGUAGCUCGAGUAGCUCAAGCAGUAGCUCUUCAAGCAGUUCUUCAAGUAGCUCUUCCUCAAGUAGCUCCUCAAGCAGCAGUUCUUCAAGUAGCUCUUCCUCAAGUAGCUCUUCAAGUAGCAGUUCCUCAAGUAGCUCUUCAAGUAGUAGCUCCUCAAGUAGUUCAAGUAGCUCCUCAAGCAGCAGCUCCUCAAGCAGUUCAAGUAGCUCGAGCAGCUCCUCAAGCAGUAGCUCUAGUUCUAGUAGUUCGAGCAGCUCUUCAAGCAGUAGCUCAAGUAGCUCGAGUAGCUCAAGUAGCUCCUCAAGUAGUAGCUCUAGUAGCUCUUCAUCCUCUUCCUCUAGCUCAUCAUCCAGUUCAAGUUCAAGUGGGAACUAAUAUUUAUAUAUAUAUUUAAUAAAUAAAAAAUCGAUUUAAAUGUAAUUUU